AUGGCCGGUAUCAACGCUUACGAAUUAAGAACUAAAUCAAAAGAACAAUUACAAGAACAACUUGUUUCUUUGAAAAAAGAACUUGCUAACUUAAAAGUUCAAAAAUUAACUAGACCAUCAUUACCAAAAAUUCACACUGUCCGUAAAGAUAUUGCUAGAGUUUUAACUGUUAUUAACCAAAACCAACGUGAAAAUGUUAGAGCUUUCUACGCUGGUAAAAAAUACCAACCAAAAGAUUUAAGAGCUAAAAAAACCAGAGCUAUCAGAAGACAAUUAACUAAAUUUGAAGCUAAACAAGUUACUGUUAAAGAUAAAAAGAAACAAAUUGCUUUCCCACAAAGAAAAUACGCUAUUAAAGCUUAA
Molecule: messenger RNA, 363 nt
Organism: Hansenula ciferrii
Lineage: Eukaryota; Fungi; Ascomycota; Saccharomycetes; Phaffomycetales; Wickerhamomycetaceae
Gene: RPL35A
Product: 60S ribosomal protein uL29
Exons: 2
Coding region: 1-363 (120 amino acids)
Biological process (GO): translation; maturation of LSU-rRNA from tricistronic rRNA transcript (SSU-rRNA, 5.8S rRNA, LSU-rRNA)
Cellular component (GO): cytosolic large ribosomal subunit; ribosome
Molecular function (GO): structural constituent of ribosome; mRNA binding
Source: RefSeq, a predicted model, not a curated record